UUGCUGUCUGUACAUAUGUACCCUGUAAAUUAUUGAAGCAGAGUUGUACACUGUUGGGAACUCGACUCCCGCACCUUAUGCCGGGCCUAGUCUCGGCGAAGUAAACAAUAUGAGUUAUUACAACAAUUGCAGCGGAAUAUUCCAGAGCAGGAGGCCGUUUUUCCCACCCGCGCCUCGGCCCUUUCGCCCGCCGAUCGCAAAUAAUUAUAGGUACGGAAAUGGCCGCGCGAUUUUCUUCUUCAAAGAUGAAUUUGACGAGUUCGACCACAAAUUGCCGGAUCACAGCCAUCGCAGGCCGAGUUUUUCUCCUGACCCAAGAGACUGGUGCAUUUUCUGCCGAAUUUGUGACCUAAAAGAGCCCAACGUCAUACUGCACCAAGAUCAAGACUGCGUGAUGUUUAAUGACCACAGACCAGUGGCGCCGAACCAUUUCUUGGUGGUGACCAGACACCACAUCCCCAACGUGCUGUCACUGAACAAGAGCGACAUACCGAUCAUCCAACUGCUGCGGAGUAUCGGACAGCGCGAGUUGGAAAAGCGCGGUGCCAACCUGGUGGAUGCCCGCUACGGUUUCCACACGCCGCCGCGGAACUCUGUGAACCAUCUUCACUUGCAUGUCAUCUCUCCCGCCAGCACUCUAAGCCGUGGAGAAAAGAAGCGGUUCGGACUUGACACCUGGUACUUUGUCUCUGUGGAGAAAGUACUCAAAUUCCUUGAGAAUCUAGACUGAUUGGCUUUUGUGUGAGACAAAUAGGAUUAGUUUUAUCAUAUAUUAUUUUAGAUGUAAACUAUCAGCGAUGAUGUUUUAGAUUUUGCUUCAUUGAUAGUGUUUUCAUAACUGUCGAAUCAUAAAUUUUGUUUGAGCAAAGUGGACACAUUUUCAAAUUGAAUGUUUCCUUUUAAUUAAGUCUUACCGAUACAUACACAAUAAUUUCAUUUGAAAUGAAUGAAACAGCUGAAAUAAAAUUGAAUACCUACCAAUAAUUACUUUGAGAACUUUCAUAGGACGUACUAACUAGAG
Cloeon dipterum is the source of this 1021-nucleotide messenger RNA. RefSeq names its product adenosine 5'-monophosphoramidase HINT3-like. NCBI's taxonomy places the organism in Eukaryota, Metazoa, Arthropoda, Insecta, Ephemeroptera, Baetidae. The transcript is spliced from 3 exons. Gene Ontology annotation, molecular function: catalytic activity. The record is from RefSeq and is a predicted model, not a curated record. Bases 110 to 730 code for a protein of 206 amino acids.